CAAAAAAAGAGACAAAAAUGAAGGUGUUGAAGAGAGAUGAGAUGUUACUAAUAACCUUAAUAUGUAUCUUGUUAACAUCUUCAAUGGCUCGUCAAAAUCCUUCUUUGUUUAGAGUCAUGAGAGACGAAGUUCCAACCGGAACCGAUCUAAAACAAAUCAAGGCGCAACCUCAUCUUCCUCCUUUGUUUCAAAUUAAGAGAAUAGUUCCCACUGGUCCCAACCCAUUACAUGAGAUGGUGGCUUCUCCUCAUUAGUCUUCCAAACUAUGCUUGGAAUUGAGAAAUAAAUAAAAAAGCAUCAACUAUUGUACUCAAUAUUAAUCAAUUAUACUUUAUCAUAUUUAA
Camelina sativa (false flax) is the source of this 344-nucleotide messenger RNA. RefSeq names its product CLAVATA3/ESR-RELATED 8 (gene CLE8). The record is from RefSeq and is a predicted model, not a curated record. NCBI's taxonomy places the organism in Eukaryota, Viridiplantae, Streptophyta, Magnoliopsida, Brassicales, Brassicaceae.